This is a messenger RNA of Exophiala spinifera, 1437 nucleotides long. RefSeq lists its product as uncharacterized. The transcript is spliced from 7 exons. Bases 1 to 1437 code for a protein of 478 amino acids. The record is from RefSeq and is a predicted model, not a curated record. NCBI's taxonomy places the organism in Eukaryota, Fungi, Ascomycota, Eurotiomycetes, Chaetothyriales, Herpotrichiellaceae.
AUGGCUUUCAAGAUUCCAGGUCUGCCACCAGUCAGACUUCACUCUCCUUACUGGCAAAAUGUCAUUAUCGGCAUUCUGGUGGGCUUGACUGCUGGACUUUAUGUUGCCCUCAAUCUUCUUGGUGCCGGAGGCGGUCGACCAAAUGCAGCCCAAACCGUGCAAGUGGUUAACGCCACCUUGUGUGCGGUCUGGUUCUUCUCGGCCUCGUUUGGGGGAACAGUCCUGAACAAAAUCGGUCCGGCUAUCACUGCCUCCCUAGGAGUGUUGGGCUACAUAAUCUAUGUCGGUUCUCUGUGGUACUUCGAUCAGACUGGCAAGGAAGGCUUCCCAAUCUUCGCAGGUGUUGCUAUUGGUAUCUCGGCUGGGUUGAUCUUCGUAACCAUGGGGUACAUUGCAAUGUCGUACUCCGAAGAGCAGGAUCGGGGCAAAUACAUUACCGUCUCGAUCAAUCUCCAAGCUGUUGGUGCCAUAGUGGGUGGCAUCAUUCCUUUACUUAUCAACCGCAAUUCUACUGAGGCAGCGGGUGUACCGCCGGCCGUGUACAUCGUUUUCAUUGUGGUAAUGGCAAUGGGUAUGAUAGGGGCAUUUGCUCUUAUGCCGCCUGACAAAAUCGUUCGUGACGAUGGAACCAAGGUUGGGGUCGUUCAGGCUCGAACCUUUGUGGAGGAAUUGAAGGCAAACCUCGAGAUCUUUCGUGAUUGGAAGCUACUCAUCAUGAUCCCCGCGUUUCUUCCAGCAGAAUGCUUUCUUGUCUACGGAGGCUCUGUCAACGCAUACCACAAUAAUCUUCGCACUCGAUGCCUGCUGUCCUUCAUUUCGGUAGUACUGCAGCUGCCGGCAGGUUGGGGUUUGCAAUGGAUUCUGGACAAUAAGAAGAUGAAACGGAGAACCCGUGCUUUCAUCGGACUUGCUGUGGUUGGUAUUCCAUUGACCGGUGCUUGGAUUUGGGAGAUCAUCCGCACUCGUAAUUAUGACCGUUCCAGCCCACCUGAGCACCCAAUGGACUGGACUGAUGACGGCUUUGUCGCGAUCUUCUUCUUAUUUAUGAUGAACUGGGUCUUCAGCUCGCUUUGGCAGUACAUCAUCCUUUACUUUCUCGGCACUCUCACAAAUUCGCCUCGCAAGUCGGCCAACUAUGCAGGCGUUUUUCGAGGCAUUCUGGGCGCUGGCGAGGCCAUCUGUUUCGGUGUCGAUUCUAUUGCUGUUCCAUAUAUGAAGGAGGCCGCCGUGAUAUUCGCAUUUUACACUACUGGCGUAUUGGUGUUUGCGUACCUGGCUGCCUUCCACAUUCGUGAGACAGAGUACUUCAAUGGUGAAGACGAUGUCGUUAUCCCCAAGCAUGUACUUGAAGAGCACGAACUCGACAGCAGCAGCAUCGCGGGCGAAAAGGUACCAAUCGAGGACCAGACUGUCACCAUAGGUGACAACAAGGCUUGA